Molecule: messenger RNA, 1644 nt
Organism: Pan troglodytes (chimpanzee)
Lineage: Eukaryota; Metazoa; Chordata; Mammalia; Primates; Hominidae
Gene: NGDN
Product: neuroguidin
Exons: 11
Coding region: 530-1477 (315 amino acids)
Biological process (GO): maturation of SSU-rRNA from tricistronic rRNA transcript (SSU-rRNA, 5.8S rRNA, LSU-rRNA)
Cellular component (GO): nucleolus; small-subunit processome
Source: RefSeq, a predicted model, not a curated record
GAGGCAUUUGGCGCGGUGGCUGUUGGAUGAGCAGCCAGCAAUGGCGGCUCUGCAAUGUCGACACCGCAAAGCAAAGCCGAGGCCCAUCACCUAGCGGCCGGUUCAGGCACUACAAGAAAAGUGCCGUGAAAAAAGACUCUGGGUGCUGCGGCAGACGGGAGCCAAUACGCGCUAAGUUCGCUCUGCUAAUUCCUUUUUUCUAUUGGUCCUUCCAACUGUCAAUCAAUUAUUUGCCUGUCUCUUAUUGGCUUGCCGUCAAUCAUUUUACUCAGUCUACCAAUCACACGCUCCUUGCCAAGUGCUUUUUUUUUCGUCCUGACGUCUCUUUCUGAGUCUGACGAAUUUAGCCAGUUCCUUUAUUCCAUUGGCCAGAUCAGACUCCUCCUCUCGUUUAUCCUGUUGGGGGCGGAAGUGAGAGAGCCCUUAUUCGUAUUGGCUUAGAUUUGCAAGCGGCAGUUGUCUAUCAAAUCUAUCAAGACGCCCUUAGAGCUCAGGAAGUACGAAACCGGAAGGGGUGGGCUUUGCGAAGAUGGCGGCGCUGGGGGUGCUGGAGUCAGACCUGCCAAGUGCCGUGACACUUCUGAAAAAUCUCCAGGAGCAAGUGAUGGCUGUAACUGCACAAGUGAAAUCACUGACACAAAAAGUUCAAGCUGGUGCCUAUCCUACAGAAAAGGGUCUCAGCUUCUUGGAAGUGAAAGACCAGCUGCUGCUCAUGUACCUUAUGGAUUUGACUCACCUCAUUCUGGACAAAGCCUCAGGAGGAUCUCUUCAGGGACAUGAUGCAGUUUUGAGACUGGUGGAGAUUCGCACGGUUUUGGAAAAGCUUCGUCCCUUGGACCAAAAGCUGAAGUAUCAAAUUGACAAGCUGAUCAAGACUGCAGUGACAGGCAGCCUUAGUGAGAAUGACCCACUUCGUUUUAAGCCUCAUCCCAGCAAUAUGAUGAGCAAGUUGAGCUCUGAGGAUGAGGAGGAAGAUGAAGCAGAAGAUGGCCAGUCUGAGGCUUCAGGGCAGAAAUCUGUGAAGGGAGUGUCUAAGAAAUAUGUUCCUCCACGCUUGGUUCCAGUACAUUAUGAUGAAACAGAAGCUGAGCGGGAGAAGAAGCGUCUAGAACGAGCCAAGAGACGGGCAUUGAGCAGCUCUGUCAUUCGUGAACUUAAGGAGCAGUACUCAGAUGCUCCAGAGGAAAUCCGUGAUGCUCGGCAUCCCCAUGUUACCCGCCAGAGUCAGGAGGACCAACACAGGAUUAACUAUGAGGAGAGCAUGAUGGUGCGUUUGAGCGUCAGUAAGCGAGAGAAAGGACGGCGAAAACGAGCAAAUGUCAUGAGCUCACAACUUCAUUCCCUUACACACUUCAGUGACAUCAGUGCUUUGACAGGGGGAACUGCUCAUCUUGAUGAGGAUCAGAAUCCUAUUAAGAAGCGGAAGAAGAUACCUCAGAAAGGUCGGAAGAAAAAAGGUUUUCGGAGGCGGCGGUGAUUAUGGGUGUACAUAUUUGUAUAUUUUUUGUCAUCCUGAGAUACUUCUAAUUUCAUUGUAUAUAGGUGGUUUUCCCUGGAAUUCAUUAAUUGUUUGCUUUGGACAUGUGGAAAGAGCCUUACUAAUAAAAUUGAUUUUACUUAUGAAUUAAAGCCCCUUUUUGCACA